AUGGAAGGAGAAAACCAAACAGCUCUGUCCGAAUUCAUCAUCAUGGGAUUCUCCAACCUAAAUGAUUUGCAAUUUUUACUCUUUGCCAUAUUCCUUAUGAUCUAUCUCUGUACUCUGGGAGGAAAUAUCUUCAUCAUUUUGGUUACCAUAGCUGAUCCCCGACUACAUACCCCCAUGUAUUUUUUUCUGAGGAAUUUGGCCUUUCUUGACAUCUGCUAUACCACCACCAAUGUCCCCCAGAUGAUGGUGCAUCUCCUGUCAGAGAAUAAGCACAUUUCCUAUGGGGGCUGUGUGACUCAACUUUUUGCUUUCCUCUUCUUUGUGGGGGUAGAGUGUCUUUUGUUGGCAGCAAUGGCAUACGACCGUUACAUUGCAAUUUGUAAACCUUUAAGAUAUUCAUUAAUUAUGAAUAAGACCUUGUAUAGCCAGUUGGUAGCCUUCUGCUGGAUUAGUGGUUUUCUCAACUCAGUGGUGCACACUGUGCUGACCUUCCACCUGCCCUUCUGUGGCAAUAACCAGAUUAAUUAUUUCUUCUGUGACAUUCCCCCUUUGUUGGUCUUGUCUUGCGGAGAUACAUCUGUCAAUGAGCUGGUGAUACGCAUCAUUGGGGUCUUCAUUGGAUGGGCUCCUUUCCUGGGUAUCCUUAUUUCCUAUCUUUAUAUUAUCUCUGCUAUCUUAAAAAUUCGCUCUUCAGAGGGGAGGCAAAAGGCCUUUUCUACAUGUGCCUCCCACCUGGUCAUUGUCCUUCUCUACUAUGGUAGUUCCAUCUUUACAUAUGUACGGCCCAUCUCAUCUUACUCAUUGUCAAAAGACCGACUGAUUUCAGUACUGUACAGUGUUGUCACC
Messenger RNA from Chrysochloris asiatica (Cape golden mole), 846 nucleotides. Its product is annotated as olfactory receptor 5V1-like. Gene Ontology annotation, biological process: G protein-coupled receptor signaling pathway. The transcript has a single exon. Gene Ontology annotation, cellular component: membrane. Gene Ontology annotation, molecular function: olfactory receptor activity; G protein-coupled receptor activity. Lineage: Eukaryota; Metazoa; Chordata; Mammalia; Afrosoricida; Chrysochloridae. The annotation marks the transcript as partial. The record is from RefSeq and is a predicted model, not a curated record.